AUGGGAGCGGUGACCGCCCCGGGCGGGAGCUGCGGCAUCGAUACCAGCAUGCGUAGGUGGCGAACGUACGGGCGAACGUACGCGCGCGCGGUGCUGCCAUGGCAGACCGCGUCGCCCGCGCCGCCGUCGCGCGUAUCCCCCUCGCGCGGCUACGACCACGCGUCGGGCCGCCGCGACUUCGGGGCGACCGUGGCGCGCUCCUCGAAAGCUGCGAAGAUGGGGAGGUAUCCACCGGUGCCGCACGUGGAUACGCAUCCGCUCUCCCGACACGCGCGCGAGCGCGCCGCGACGGACGAGGACUCCAUGGACGUCGCGGCUCUCUGCGCGUCGUGGCGCCAGAGCGCGGGCAAGCCCGGCGCGGCCGUCACGCUCGAGGUGGAGCGAAUGCUCCGAAACGACGACGCCGACGCCGCCGCCGCCGCCGACGCGUCCCCAUCCUCCUUGACGCUCGUCGACCCGGACGCCUCCUCCCCGCACUGGCGCCUCCUCCUCACCAACAAGAACGAGAACCUCUACAACGCCUUCGCGCUCGAGGUGGCCGCGUGCGCCCCAGACAGCGUCGGCCUCGCGACGGGUCUCUUCGCAUCCCCCUCGACACCCGCCGCCCCGACGCUUGCGCGCAUGGCGGGACUCCGCGCGGUCGUCGACCCGCUCGCCACCGGCGAAGACCUCGCAUCGCUCCUCGACGCCGUUCGCGCGCUGGCAGUGUCCAUCCCGCCGCUUCCGAACGGCGCUCCGACGCCGGUGGCCUUGUACCACGACUGCGUGGCGAGAUACACAGCUGUGCGUAAUCUCGGCGGAGACACAGCUGUGCGCGGCGGAGACACAGCCGUGCGCGCGUCGAGCCCUGACGUCUACGCGUCCAUAGGCGACGUCGUGUCGACGUGGACGCCCUGCGGGUUCAAGCACGGCGUGUACGCCCGGUUCAAGAACCCCAACGACCCACAUACUAUAGAGGGCCUCCGGGAUACGCUUCGAUUCGUCGUCGUCGAGUUAAGUCGAGGGUACGUCUUCGGGCUCACGACGUUCGCGCCAGCUGUGUACCCGCCGCGGUGCGAUUGGAACAGGAAGCCGAACAACUACAGCGCGGGGACGCGGCCGGAGGUGGCGGCGGCGGCGCUCAACGCGGUGCUCGCGGGCGGGAAGGGGAUGCAUCGCGGAUCGAUCGCGGCGGGGCGAGGGGAAGGAUCGGGGAGAGGAUGGUGGGGAGGAGGGGAUGAAGGGGGGACUGGGACGGCGAGCGUCGUGGUGGAUCCCUGUUGCGGCGGCGGGACCAUCUUACACGCGGCUUGGAGUCGCGGGUACGCCGCCAUCGGCGGCGACGUCAACGCGCAGAUCGUGCUCAACGCGCGGGGGAACAUCGCGAGCUUCGUGCCCUCGAUGCCGGCGGCGCACGCCGUGCUGGCGGCUCUGGAUGAGGUCACCUCCGAGGCAGAGGAUGAGGUCACCUCGGAGGAUGAGGUCACCUCCGGGCUCCUAGCCCCGCCGCCGCGGAUCCACGAGGCGGACGCCACCGCUCAAUCCACGAACUGGGUCGCGAACGCGUCCGCGUGGCUCGGGCGACACCCCGAUUCCGUUCGCGUCGCCGCCGUGGUGAGCAACCUUCCCUUUGGCCGAAACGUGUCGGUGGGCGGUAAAGGCGGCGGCGGUAAGUGGUGCACCGCCGACGCGGACGAGUACGUCCCGCUGCUCACCGCGCUGUUACCCGUGGCGCCGCGGCACGCGUUCGUGUCCGGGACGCCCAUCGCGGAGACGAUGCGCGCGAUCGGGUACCAAAACGUGUGCGAGGUUCCCGUGUGCCGAUUCGGGCGAAUCUUUCUCGCCGUGGCCAUGGGCGACGACUCGCAGUGGCCGCGCGGCCCCCUACGCCCCGCCGUGAACUUCACCACGGAGCAGGCGAUCGGGGCGAAGGCGACGCGAGGGUACGUGCGCAACCCCGACCCGGACUGGGUCGAGGCGAGAGUGGGCGCUUCGGUCGGCGCGACGGGCGGCGCUUCAACCCGAAGGUCGGCCAAGCCCCCGCUGCGAAUCGCCAUCGACACCGGGUACGAUCAGGACAGCCAACGCGCGGUGCGAAGCGUUGCGAAGCAGCUCGCCGAGUGCAUAGGCGUCAAGCGGCGCGCGCUCAAGGUGGAACCCUCCCAGGUCGACACAACCCCGGUGGACGUGGAUCUCACCUUUGCCGGCUGGCGCGGCGUCGUUGCGGCGCACGCGGCGGAUCACUUCAACGCCGACCGAUGGUCCGAGGUGCGCAAAGACCCGCGCGACGUCGAGGACAUAUUCAUGCGCGGCGGCGACGGCGGCGGCGACGGGGUGGACGGCGUGGACGGGCCACCUGAAGGAGGCGCACCUACCGCGAAGGUCGUGUACCUCUCCCCGGACGCGGAGGAGGUUUUGGAGGAUGUGGAGCCCGGGACGGUGUACGUCAUCGGCGGCAUCGUCGACCUCGCGGCGCGGGGCGUGGCUUGGAGUCUCCCGAAGGCAAACGCGCUGGGCGCGUGCGCGCGGCGUUUGCCCGUGCGCGAGCACCUCCCGCUCGUCACGAACCAGAUCCUGAACAUCGACACCGCGAUGAAGGUGCUGUGCGAGAGGUACUCGGGGAAGGAGUGGGGGGACGCGCUCCGCGCGGCGUUGCCCCGGCGGCAGCAGGGCGAGCGGCCGGCUCGAUUUAACAGACCGCAGAGGACCGCGGGGGACGGGGACGGGGACGGGGACGCCGCGGCGAGGGCGCUGCAGAGCGCUGAGAUGUGA
Micromonas commoda is the source of this 2751-nucleotide messenger RNA. RefSeq lists its product with no specific name. Gene Ontology annotation, molecular function: tRNA binding. Lineage: Eukaryota; Viridiplantae; Chlorophyta; Mamiellophyceae; Mamiellales; Mamiellaceae. The transcript has a single exon. Gene Ontology annotation, cellular component: nucleus. The record is from RefSeq and is a predicted model, not a curated record. Gene Ontology annotation, biological process: tRNA N1-guanine methylation. Bases 1 to 2751 code for a protein of 916 amino acids.